Fraxinus pennsylvanica is the source of this 459-nucleotide messenger RNA. Lineage: Eukaryota; Viridiplantae; Streptophyta; Magnoliopsida; Lamiales; Oleaceae. The record is from the annotation of a GenBank genome assembly.
AUGAACAACUCACGCGGUCAGUUUUUUCCAACAAAUAAGCGUAGAAAGUGGGAUGACGGUCCUAAUGUCGUGAAGAAACCGUCAACAGUGACGACUAAAACAUUAGCCAAGCCGAGCCUUCAUAGACCAGCAACAACAAAGCCAUUCGAUCAGCUGGCUUCCAGUAAUACCCUUCUGGCUGGGUAUUUAGCUCACGAGUUUUUAACAAAUGGUACUUUAUUUGGUCAACCUUGGGAUGCAGCUCGAGCCAAAGCCGUGCCUCUGUCAGCCGCGUUAAUGAAUCAGAAGCCGUCUCCGAGUCAAAAAAAAGGAAGUGAGUCGCAAAGAGAAGCCGAGAACGAAGAAGAGAGUUACCAGAGAUACGUGGAAGUUUCCCAUUUGUUGAAGUCAGAUGGAGCCCAUAUACCCGAUGUAUUCAAUCCGACCCAACUCGCACGGUUCUUACAACAAGGUCAAUGA